Molecule: messenger RNA, 552 nt
Organism: Phaeoacremonium minimum UCRPA7
Lineage: Eukaryota; Fungi; Ascomycota; Sordariomycetes; Togniniales; Togniniaceae
Product: putative nad dependent epimerase dehydratase family protein
Exons: 5
Coding region: 1-552 (183 amino acids)
Source: RefSeq, a predicted model, not a curated record
AUGGAGCAUGCGGUAGAAACAAACUGCAUCGUCAUCGAAAAGGCUGAAGAACACGGCGUGCGCAGCUACAUUUUCUCUCCGUGCAUUGUCUAUGGAAAGGGAGAAGGCUUCGGAAACAAAGUCUCUAUUCAAACUGUCUGUGUCGUGAAGGCCGCCAAAGCUUUGAGGAAAGUUUACAAGGUUGACGAAGGACGACCGGAACUCCUACGCAAGAUCUUGGCUGGCGAGAAUCCGGGAUAUGGAAAGAAUGGUUACUAUCUCGCUUCCCCUGGCAGUGUCGCCUGGGACGACCUAUAUGGCGCGAUGGGAACUGCUCUUCUCAAACACAAGCUUGUGGACGACGAUACAGUAAUACCGGCAAGCGAAGAAAAUGUAGAGGCGAUGGCAGCCGCUCUAGGAGUUCCUAAAGAAUUCGUUGGAGUGUCUCUCGGUGGACUAUGCACCUUCACAGCCGAGCACGGGAAGCAGAUUGGAUGGACACCACAGUUUGCUGCGGAGCACAUUCUCGAAACGGCGCAUGAAGAAGUCGACUGGAUCUUGCAAAAUCUGUAG